Molecule: messenger RNA, 921 nt
Organism: Daldinia decipiens
Lineage: Eukaryota; Fungi; Ascomycota; Sordariomycetes; Xylariales; Hypoxylaceae
Exons: 1
Coding region: 1-921 (306 amino acids)
Source: RefSeq, a predicted model, not a curated record
AUGUUGGGAAUCGCCGACAUCGAUACGGCUGAUAUCGAGGGCAUUGAAGAGAAAGAGAAAGAACAUCCACUCCAAGACCGCAUACGGGCAGAGCAGAUCGUCCAGGGUCAAAUAUUCCAGGAGUGGGUUGUAUCGCCAACAUCCAUGAAAUUGAUGAUCUAUGGCAACUUCUCCAGCCUCAUGGUGGAGACAUCUGCUCUAUCCAUUUUCUGCACGACCCUUAUAAAGGCAUUCCGUCCUCGGAAACACUACCUAUGCCUCGUGUGGUUUUGCGGCCGUCACUUGGAAUACGACGACGGAUCGGACUCCGAUUCGAGCGACGAGGAGGAUGAUCUUGAUAGUAGUCUUUAUUUAGGACAAUACGAGGAAGAUAACUACAGCUCGGGGACUAGACAAGGUGUGAUCAAGCGGAUGAUGCGAAGUCUCAUUGCGCAGCUGCUUUGCGAUUACGAUUUUGGUCCAAGAAAUCUUUUGCCCCCGGGUGUUGACCCGGAACUUAUUGAGGAAGGUCAUAGUCUAUCGCAGUUGAGGCACCUCUUUGGCUGGUUGGUUCGACAAUUGCCCGAGGAGAUAACGCUUUUCUGUCUGGUGGACGGCAUUUUCUUCUAUGAGCGGGAAGACUUCGAAGACCCGAUGCUUGAUGUAUUGGGUGACAUUCUCGAACUCACGACGUCUGAUGAUGUGCUGGCGUCGGUUAAAGUGUUGGUAACUAGUCCACGACCAACGUCGACAGUUAGAGUAGGCUUCGAGGAUGAGGACGAUAGCUCAGACGGUGCCGGAGAGACGAAAACCUCGAUAUUAUCCAUGGACUUACUAAUUCCAUCGCACGUAGAUGUCAGCGAGGAAAGAGUCGAUAGGAAUUUAGGGGUAAUUGAAGAUGAGAGGGCCAGGGAAGGGCUGGCGGAGUCAAAUCUAACCUAG